GUGACCAAUUCAAACAGCAAUGUACAAUGUUGGUAGUUAAUUCAACAGCUGAUGAUGGCAGUGGAUAUAUGACUUGUGGUGUGGGUCAUUCGCAGAUUGACAGUGAAGUGAACGGAACUCUGAGUGUGUAUGUCCGCGAAUUUCACAUACUUUGUUUUUGGAAAAGGAUGUUGUAACAUAUCUGAAGGCUAAAGGCAGAAAAAAGCAUUUCUGGUUAAGCAGACCAAUGCAUUUUUGACAAAAAAUGGCAGACCCAAAAAGUGUAAAAAUAAAUUUGUCUACGGAAACUGAAGAUGGGAACGAAUCCGUGUCCUAUAAUGCUAGAGCCGUUUGUUCGCCGCCGCCUAAAGAACUCGAAUCCCUCAACAAUGCAACUGUUUUAAGUGGAUCGCAGAAUAAUCUAUGUAACGGCUCUUCGUCUGUGACAAUAACUAGUUCUGGAGCACUAAGAAAAGUUCCAAACAAUAGCCCGACUGGUCAUAAAAAACCUAUGAUAUCUCUAACACACUUGCCAAAGAGACCACCUGUCGACAUAGAGUUUAUAGAUUUAUCGUAUUCGGUCUCGGAAGGUCGGAAGCGAGGUUACAAGACAAUACUGAAAUGCGUGAAUGGAAAAUUUAGAUCUGGGGAACUUACUGGAAUUAUGGGGCCUUCUGGGGCGGGAAAAAGCACUUUGAUGAAUAUUCUGGCCGGAUACAAGACGUCCAAUUUGGAUGGUUCUGUUCUAAUUAAUGGUAAAGAUCGAAGUCUGCGACGAUUUCGAAAAAUGUCUUGUUACAUAAUGCAAGAUGACUGUUUAUCUCCGCAUUUAACAGUAAAAGAAGCAAUGACAGUAUCAGCGAAUCUCAAACUAGGCAAAGGAAUAACCAAUUCCGAAAAAAAAGUUGUAAUCAGUGAGAUUAUGGAAACAUUGGGAUUACAGGACUGUACAGAUACCUACGCCGCUAGUUUAUCUGGUGGACAAAGGAAACGACUCUCUAUUGCCUUAGAACUUGUAAAUAAUCCACCAGUAAUGUUUUUCGAUGAACCAACGAGCGGUUUAGACAGUUCGUCUUGUUUCCAAUGUUUAUGUUUGUUGAAAUCUUUAGCAAGAGGUGGAAGAACUGUGAUAUGUACCAUACAUCAACCUUCGGCUAGAUUAUUCGAAAUGUUCGACCAUUUAUACAUGCUAGCGGAAGGACAAUGCAUCUACCGGGGCAACGUCUCGGGAUUAGUUCCUUUCCUUUCAAGCAUGGGGCUUAAUUGCCCCAGUUAUCACAAUCCUGCUGAUUAUGUAAUGGAAGUGGCUUGUGGUGAGCAUGGCGACUACGUGCAGAAAUUAGUGGUCGCAGUAAACGCAGGAAGAUGCAAUAACUACUUGCAAAAAUCGGAUCAGCGUGGCAAACUGAUAUCAAACGAUAUUGCUAAAGAGACAAUACCACUAAAACCGCAGUGUGAGUCCCUCCCAGUGCCAAACGGCUUCUCUAAAACUUCCACUUCGACGCCGGCAACGUGUACGACAUCAUUACUGGAUUCGUCAGAAAAUUUGCCCAAAAUUGAAAAAAGUGGCUUUCCAACAUCUGGAUUAGUCCAGUUUUGGAUUUUAUUGAAGAGGACGAUUGCUAUAACACUCAGGGACAAAACACUCACCAGAAUGAGGCUUGUGGCUCAUAUUAUCAUAGGAAUAUUGCUUGGCUUGAUCUACUAUGACAUUGGCAAUAAUGCUGCUAAAGUUACAAGCAAUGCUGGGUGCUUAUUUUUCACAACAAUGUUCACAAUGUUCACCGCCAUGAUGCCCACAAUUUUGACAUUUCCUCUGGAAAUGUCUGUUUUCGUAAGAGAACACUUAAACUAUUGGUAUUCACUAAAAGCGUACUAUUUUGCCAAGACUCUAGCCGAUAUACCAUUUCAGAUCGUUUUAACUGCUUGCUACGUCAUGGGAGUAUACUAUUUAACUUCGCAGCCUCUAGAAGCCAAAAGGUUCGCUAUGGUUCUGCUAAUUUCAGUACUGACGGCACUGGUAUCCCAAAGUUUUGGGUUAUUGGUUGGUGCAGCCUUUAAUAUUGAGGGUGGGGUGUUUCUAGGACCAAUAUCAACGAUUCCAUUAGUGCUAUUUUCGGGGUUCUUUGCAAAUCUCAAAGAUAUUCCAGUCUACUUAAAGUGGUUGCCGUAUAUGAGUUAUGUCAGGUAUAGUUUUGAGGCUACAAUGAUAUCGAUAUAUGGCUUGGAUAGGCCAAAACUGGAUUGUCAAGAUGACUACUGCCAUUUCAAGUACCCGACAAAGUUCUUGGACCAAAUGGCAAUGAAAAGCGACAUGCUCACAUACACUAUCGAUGUUGCAGUCCUCUGCGGACUUUUUGUUGUACUUAGGAUAUGCGCAUAUUUUGUCUUGCGAAUUAAACUACUUCAAGUCCGUUAAAAAAGGAAACUGUAAAUUGCGACAUUUUUAAUUACCUAUGUCAUAGUCUAGUGAAUUUUGUAUUGUGAUGUAUUUAUAUAUAGGUACUUUUUACGUGAUGGUAUUAAAUAUUAUCUAUUAUUUAUAAUUAAAACACUUUGAUUAGUUAUCUACUCACAAUUUCUGUUACAAAAAUCAUAAGGUACUAAGCUAGAGUUGUUGCAGAGCCGUAUUUUUUAUAGAGUUACACCUAGAGUGGGCAGCAAUGCUUAAGUAGAGCUAACCCAAAUCGAGUUUUUAUUGACAAUAAUGCUUUACGGAAAUGUAGUAAGAAGGGACAAUGCACAAAUUUGUUAACAUUGUUGCUCAUUCAUACUCAUUAUUAAAACAUCGACACUUUAACUGGAAAAGAGAAGGUUCUACCAAUUCUAUCUUGCUUUUGCAUUAAAAAUUAUACAGAAUGCGCCAGAACUCGCGCUCCAGAGACAAUUUUCAAGUAAGGUAAAAUACCGGGAACAUGAAAAAAUGUUUAAAAAAUUCUAUCUGUCAAAAAAUUUUGACAU
This is a messenger RNA of Tribolium madens (black flour beetle), 2940 nucleotides long. It is a transcript of the gene Atet, whose product is annotated as ATP-binding cassette sub-family G member 4. Gene Ontology annotation, molecular function: ABC-type transporter activity; ATP hydrolysis activity; ATP binding. The record is from RefSeq and is a predicted model, not a curated record. Lineage: Eukaryota; Metazoa; Arthropoda; Insecta; Coleoptera; Tenebrionidae. Bases 245 to 2398 code for a protein of 717 amino acids. Gene Ontology annotation, cellular component: plasma membrane. The transcript is spliced from 8 exons.